Molecule: messenger RNA, 2214 nt
Organism: Fusarium keratoplasticum
Lineage: Eukaryota; Fungi; Ascomycota; Sordariomycetes; Hypocreales; Nectriaceae
Product: Serine protease
Exons: 6
Coding region: 1-2214 (737 amino acids)
Biological process (GO): proteolysis
Molecular function (GO): serine-type peptidase activity
Source: RefSeq, a predicted model, not a curated record
AUGUCUUCCAACUUUGGUAUCGCUUUCCCCAGCCGUGCUGCGGCCUGGAAGCUUGAUCUUCCCACCUCGUCUCAUCCCGCAGAGUCGGUCAAGCUCCCGGAUGAUGGAAGCAAGGACGCCGAAUCCAUCAUAGGAGAGGACGAGCGUGUCUUGGUUGAUCAUGGCGAUCUCCAACAGGGUGGCAAGUACCGCUCCAUCGUCAAGAUCCAGUCCAGGUUCAAUGACAGAACUACUGGCCGCGCCGUUUGGAUGAUCGGCACCGGUUGGCUGAUUCGCCCGGAUCUUCUUGUCACUGCUGGACACGUCGUCUACGACCAUGGAUACCGAUAUGGCCCUGCCGACCAGAUCAAGUGCUACAUCGGCUACAACGGCCGUGACUCUGUCAAGACCUCGGCUGUCCAGGCUCGGUAUGGCCUCAAUGUCAUCUCCACGGCUGAGUGGAUCGAGUCGCCCAACAACCGAAGCCGCGACGUUGCUUUCAUCCAGGGCAUCGUCCUCGGUGUUGUUGGCUAUCCUGGCGACAAGUCCCUCAGGGAUGCUGAUGGUGAAGAUGAGAAGGGUGCCCAGAUGUACGAGGAGUUCGCAAAGACCGACUUCGACUUGGCUGCCAGCCCUGGCAACAUGGUUGAGUAUCGAGUCUCUACCUUUGGAGGCCAAUCCGGCGCCCCGAUCCUGCGCAAAGCUCGUGGACGAUUUACCAGCAUCGGUACACACUGCUAUGGUGGUGGUGGCCAGAAGAGCAACUCGGGCAACGCCAUCGGUGGUGUGUACGGAAACAACUAUGAUGCCUUCAUUGCCCUGUUCAACAUCGGUCAGCAAGCGUUCGGAACUGCUGCCAAUAUCAAGUCGAUUGACUGCCAGGCCAACGGCAACUCUUCCUCGGGCACGAGUCUGAACGGCAGUCUCGCCAGCGGUCUCGACAAGGGCGGCUAUGCCAGUGCUGGAUCGAACAACAACGGCUUCACCAGCACUGGCUUCAACAACACUGGCUUCAACAGCAGCGGCUUCGGCAACAUUAGCUCUGGCAAAGACUUGAACGGGAGAGCGACCAGUGGCCAGAACCGAAGCAGUGUUUCUCUGGUGACCAAGCAGAUUCUUCCCAUCGCCUCCUCUCUGCUUGGGCCUAUGGGUUCGCUCGCCGGCAUGGCAGCUGGGCAUUUCCUCGGGAAACUCACCAGAGAGAGUAUGCAGUCUGAGAGUGGCAUGGCUGGAAUUCCUGGCGAUGAUGAUGCCAUUGCUGCUCGGGCAUUGGUUGCCGAAGCAGCCCUUGAGGCGAUCCUGUCGGCCAACGAGUCCCCUGAGCAUGGGGAAGUCAUCAAGAAGAUGAAGGAUAUCUGGUCGACCAGUGCUCCCAACGUUGAUGCCUUGGCUCCUGUGCUUACCCCAGGCCUCACAGAGUGUGCUCUGGACAUUGCCUCUCAUCGACUGGAAAGGGCCACCACUGGUACCACUCGCCAGGGCCAGGAAAGCACUCUGCUUCCCGAGCGCCGCGACCUUGGUAUUUCGAUCCAUGAGGCUGGCGGUGCCGAAGCUGCCUUUGUCCAGGCUAUGUAUGGACCGACCCGCCCGCUCGCCGACGCAGAGGGAGGCUGGGGCUGGCUUGGAUCUGCCAUCAGCACCGUGGGCAAGGCUGCGGUCCCCAUCGUUGGUAAAGUGGCCAGUGGUGCCCUUUCAGACAGCGUCAGUCCCAACGAAGAGGCGACCCGGAUUCUCCUCAAGCGCGCCUUGAUGGCAGACACGGCGCUCCAGGCCUUGAUGACCCUUCCCCGCGAGAAGCUGGAGCGCCUGCAGGUCACGCACAACAACAGUGGCGAGACCGAGGGCAUCAUCGACUUCAUCAAGACUGGCGUGCAGAAGCUUGGCCCCACGGUUCUGAACGCUGCCAAGAACAUAGCCAACAAGCACGUGCCCAUUGCCAUCAACUAUGGCGCAAAGAAGAUCUCGAACCAUCUUGGUCUUCCUGCCGAAGCCCUUCCCAACCGCACCAUCCGCACCAUCCGCAAGCAGCCUUCUUUCCGGGACUCUCUCAAUGCUGGAAACAUUGUCAAGGUGAGCCAUGUCCAGAAUACGCCCGAGGCGCCGGCCAGCGUUGAUCUUUCUGCCCUUCUCCUGGCACGUCAGGAGGUCUGGAAGCCUUCCAACGUGUGGCGAAAGGACUGGGAUGACAACGAUGAUGGCCCCGUCAUCAUGACUUGGCCGCCCCUCGACUUUUGA